AUGUUAAAAUAUGCAUAUCUUAUAAUCAUAAAAUAUUUUGCACUGACCAAGGGCAGUCCAAUCACUCCUUUGUGCCCAAAAGGAUACUUUCCCUGUGGGAAUCUUACCAAGUGCUUACCCCGUGCUUUCCACUGUGACGGUGUGGAUGACUGCGGGAACCAGGCUGACGAGGAGGGCUGUGGAGACACUAGUGGAUGGGCGACCAUAUUUGGCACAGUCCAUGGAAAUGCUAAUUAUGUGGCAUUAACACAGGAGUGCUUUCUAAACCAGUAUCCACAACCCUGUGACUGUGAAGGAACUGAAUUGGAAUGUGUAGAUAUCGGCUUAACGUCUGUGCCACUGAUUUCCAGCAAUACGACAUUACUGUCUCUUAAGAAAAACAAAAUUCAAAGUCUUCCAGAUAAAGUUUUCAUCGAAUACACAGCACUUAAACAGAUAUUUCUUCAGCAUAAUUGUAUAACACACAUAUCACGGAAAGCAUUUUUUGGAUUACGUAACCUGCAAAUAUUAUAUCUCAGCCACAACUGUAUUACAACUCUCAGACCGGGAGUAUUCAAAGACUUACAUCAGCUAACUUGGCUAAUUCUAGAUGACAAUCCAAUAAUCAGAAUUUCCCAGCGGUUGUUUACUGGACUAAAGUCCUUGUUUUUCCUGUCUAUGGUUAAUAACCACUUAGAAGCCCUUCCCAAACAGAUGUGUGCCCAAAUGCCUCAACUCAACUGGAUGGAUCUGGAAGGCAAUGGAAUAAAAUAUCUUACGAAUUCCACCUUUCUGUCAUGCAAUUCACUCACAGUGCUGUUUCUGCCUAGAAAUCAAAUUGAUUUUGUUCCAGAGAAGACAUUUUCUUCAUUAAAAAAUUUAGGAGAACUGGACCUAUCUAGCAAUAUGAUAAUGGAGCUACCAGCCCACAUUUUUAAAGAUCUGAAGCUUCUACAGAAACUGAAUCUUUCGUCCAAUCCUCUUUUGUAUCUCCACAAGAACCAGUUUGAAAGUCUUAAACAACUUCAGUCUCUAGACCUGGAAAGGAUAGAGAUUCCAAAUAUAAAUACACGGAUGUUUCAACCCAUGACAAAUCUUUCUCACAUUUAUUUCAAAAACUUUCGAUACUGCUCCUAUGCUCCCCAUGUCCGCAUAUGUAUGCCCUUGACUGACGGCAUUUCUUCAUUUGAGGACCUCUUGGCUAACAAUAUCCUCAGAAUAUUUGUCUGGGUUAUAGCUUUCAUAACCUGCUUUGGAAAUCUUUUUGUCAUUGGCAUGAGAUCUUUCAUUAAAGCUGAAAAUACGACUCACGCUACGUCCAUCAAAAUCCUGUGUUGUGCAGACUGCCUGAUGGGUGUGUAUUUGUUCUUCAUUGGCUCUUUUGAUAUAAAAUACCGUGGGCAGUAUCAGAAGUAUGCAUUACUGUGGAUGGAGAGCUUACAGUGCCGCCUCAUGGGAUUCCUGGCCAUGCUGUCCACCGAAGUCUCCGUCCUGCUGCUGACAUACUUGACUCUGGAGAAGUUCCUGGUCAUUGUCUUUCCCUUCAGUAACAUUCGUCCUGGAAAAUGGCAAACCUCGGUCAUCCUCAUUUGCAUCUGGAUUAUGGGAUUUUUAAUAGCUGUGAUUCCAUUUUGGAAUGAGGAUUAUUUUGGAAACUUUUAUGGAAAAAAUGGCGUAUGUUUCCCACUUUAUUAUGACCAAACAGAAGAUAUUGGAAGCAAAGCUUAUUCCCUUGGAAUUUUCCUAGGUGUGAACUUGCUGGCUUUUCUCAUCAUUGUGUUUUCCUAUAUUAUUAUGUUCUGUUCCAUUAAAAAAACUGCCUUGCAGACUUCGGAAGUGAGGAAUCACAUUGGAAGAGAGGUGGCUGUUGCAAAUCGUUUCUUUUUUAUAGUGUUCUCUGAUGCCAUCUGCUGGAUUCCUGUAUUUGUAAUUAAAAUUCUCUCCUUCUUCCGGGUGGAAAUACCAGGCACAAUCACCUCCUGGAUAGUCAUUUUUUUUCUUCCAGUAAACAGUGCCUUGAACCCAAUCCUCUACACUCUCACAACCAGCUUUUUCAAGGAUAAGCUGAAACAGCUGCUGCACAAACAUCGGAGGAAAUCAAUUUUCAAAACUAAAAAGAAAAGUAUCUCUACAUCCAUUGUGUGGGCAGAUGACUCCUCUUCACUUAAACUUGGGGUUCUGAACAAAAUAACCCUUGGGGAUGGUAUAGUGAAACCAAUUUCCUAG
Molecule: messenger RNA, 2205 nt
Organism: Suricata suricatta (meerkat)
Lineage: Eukaryota; Metazoa; Chordata; Mammalia; Carnivora; Herpestidae
Gene: RXFP2
Product: relaxin family peptide receptor 2
Exons: 18
Coding region: 1-2205 (734 amino acids)
Biological process (GO): G protein-coupled receptor signaling pathway
Cellular component (GO): membrane
Molecular function (GO): G protein-coupled receptor activity; protein binding
Source: RefSeq, a predicted model, not a curated record